Pistacia vera is the source of this 3629-nucleotide messenger RNA. Its product is annotated as pentatricopeptide repeat-containing protein At5g42310, chloroplastic-like. The transcript has 5 exons. NCBI's taxonomy places the organism in Eukaryota, Viridiplantae, Streptophyta, Magnoliopsida, Sapindales, Anacardiaceae. Bases 142 to 1659 code for a protein of 505 amino acids. Gene Ontology annotation, molecular function: protein binding. The record is from RefSeq and is a predicted model, not a curated record.
CUCUUACCAGUUUCAUACUUAAAUUGAACGACUCAAACAAGCAAAAGAUAGUUCAAAACAAAACUUUAUGCUUCCAAGUUGUGUUUAACUGUAGCUUAAAUCUUUAAUUCUUAUAGUUUAUCAUUCUGAUGAUGAAAACCCAUGUUUAAUCUCACAACAAUGUCGUUUUUAUCGCUUCAUGGCACAUCUCCGCUCUUCUUGUUUUGUCCCAAAUAUAAUGUAACAUUCAGGUUGUUAAAUUUUUCUUAUAAUUCUUCAAUGAAAAAUUGUGUUAAAGAGGUUAGUGUUAGCGUAUACAAGAACAAAAGUUUUAGUACAAAGUGCCCAAAUGAGGAAAUUUCGGGCGAGUCAUAUAAUGAGUUGAUUCAGAAAUGCUGUAAAGUAGGGGAAAUGGAUAAGGCUAUGGCUGCUCUUGCUGAAAUGGAGGCUUUAGGUUUUCGUCCAAACUCUGCUUCGUAUGCUGCAUUGAUUGAAGGCCUUGGUAGUGUUGGUAGGACUUUAGAAGCCGAUGCAAUUUUCCAAGAGAUGAUUUGUUUUGGGCUGAAGCCAAAAGUUUGGUUGUUUAAUGUUUUGCUAAGAGGGUUUUUGAGGAAAGGCCUUUUAGGACUUGCGGUUAGGGUUUUGGUGGUGAUGGAUGAAUUGGUUGUGUGGAGGAAUCGAGAGACAUUUGAGAUUUUGUUGGAUUAUUAUGUCAAUGCUGGGCGGUUGGAAGACACAUGGUCAAUAAUCAAUGAGAUGAAAAGAAAGGGGUUUCGCCUGAAUUCGUUUGUGUAUAGUAAGGUUAUUGGUCUUUAUAGGGACAAUGGGAUGUGGAAAAAAGCUAUAGGUAUUGUGGAGGAGAUUAGGGAGAUGGGGUUGUCACUAGAUAGGCAGAUUUAUAAUAGCAUUAUCGAUACAUUUGCGAAAUAUGGUGAGUUAGUUGAAGCAUUAGAAGUGUUUGAGAAAAUGCAACAAGAAGGUAUAAGGCCUGAUAUAAUGACAUGGAAUUCUUUGAUACGGUGGCAUUGUAAGGCUGGGGAUAUUAGUAAGGCUCUUGAGUUGUUUACGGAGAUGCAAGAGCAAGGGUUUUAUCCUGAUCCAAAAAUUUUCAUGACCAUCAUUAGCGUUUUGGGAGAGCAGGGGAAGUGGGAUGUGAUAAAGAGGAAUUUUGAGAAUAUGAAAUACAAGGGGCACAAAAAAGUUGGAGCAAUUUAUGCAAUUUUAGUUGACAUUUAUGGUCAGUAUGGGAGAUUUCAUGAUCCAGAAGAGUGCAUUUCUGCUCUGAAGUCAGAAGGUCUUCAACCAUCAGCCACCAUGUUUUGCAUCUUAGCAAAUGCUUAUGCUCAGCAGGGGUUUUGUGAACAGACGGUUAAGGUGCUUCAGCUUAUGGAACCAGAAGGAAUUGAACCAAAUCUGAUAAUGCUAAAUGUGUUGAUUAAUGCAUUUGGGAUUGCUGGGAGACAUAUGGAAGCACUAUCUAUCUAUCAACAUAUAAAAGAAAGUGGUAUUAGUCCUGAUCUGGUGACAUAUAGUACGCUUAUGAAGGCAUUUAUACGGGCAAGGAAGUUUGAUAAGGUACCUGAAAUAUACAAAGAAAUGGAAUCUGCUGGAUGCACCCCAGACAGAAAGGCUAGACAGAUUUUGCAAACAGCUUUAAUGGCCCUUCAACAGAGGCAUUGAUUCCAGAUUGGUAUGCUGAAGCUGGAUGAGCUCUAUCCUCUUCUUGGUUAAGCUUAUAAUUGGAUGCCUUAGAUAUGCUUUUCUAGCUGAUGUUUUGUUUGUUUCCCAGACCACAAUGGCUUCACCUGAUGGAUGCUAUGUUUCACAUCUGAAAAUUGGGCCUACAUUAUUCUGACUGGGCUAUAACUUAUAAGACCAAACAAGGGUGCCCACAUUUGGGUUUGGAAUUUGAUGAGAUUUGAUUUGGAAUGAAAAUGCUAGGUUGGGUUGCAUCAUGGAGCAGGUAAUUUAAGAGGAUUUUUCCUCAAGGAUGGUCCUUUUCCUGGUCAAAUACAGAUAUUGACUGUUAAAUAUUUUAGAUGUCCAUGAUAUUUUGAAGUUCUAAUCAUAGAGUCUGAUGUAGGAUUGCUGAAGUUAUGGUCCUUGGAAAAUCAAUCCAGGAGUUGAGGCUUAUAACUUAGCAAGUAAAGUAUGUGUAUUAUAACAAAAGUUUUGAUGAAUAUCGUCUCUGAAUAAAAUUUUGGCUUGGCUGGAUGAAUGAUGGUUCUAAAAGAGUAAGAGAUAUGUAUGAAUUUGCAAAGAGACAGCCACAUGUUUUCUUGGUCAUUUGUUGCUGAUAUGCAGAAAUAGAUUGUAGAGUAUUCUCAACCGUUCUACAAUGGCGGAUAAGACUUUAUAUUUCUAGUUACUUACGUCAUAGAUUCCAACUGGCAAAAGCACUGAGAGGAAGCAUUUCAGAAGAUAAGACAAUUAUAAAGUAUAAGUGCUUCUAAGAUCUGAACUUGAAUUUUCGAGGAAGUUGAAGAAUGUUUGAUUUGAGAUUUGAAAUAUUGAGCAUGACUGAGUAAUAAUGCAGUAAUUUUGGUACUUCCCUUGUAGUUGUACCAUUUCUGGCUUCAUACUGCAUUGUAAAUCAACUUUUUAUGCUUUGUCAAUGUCUGCUAAAAAUCGGAUGCUGGGUAUUCUUAUAGAGUGACUUGAUGAAACAACUUAAAAUCGGAUGCUGGUUAUUCUUAUAGACAGUGCCACUGAUUUGAUAAACUGAAAGUUGGUUUUACCAUGUGGCCACUCUUAGGAGAAGAGCAGAGUUCCUGGUUGAAAUCUUCAUGGCAUUGGACAAUGGAUCUUAAGGACGCUACAAAAGGUGUGGGAUAAUCUUUUGUGCAGAUAUCUGUCAGUUUAUGAGGCAGUAGAUGUAAUUACAGAAAAUACAUGCCGGAAGCUUUCAAUUAAGUUCACCUAUGACAUGAAGUUUUCUAUGGUAAAUGAAGAAGUUUUUGAGAGACGUUCCUUGAAAGCAUCUGGACUGAAAUGGGUUUAGGUAUGUUUAACCCUUCUUUAAUUAUCAUUAUUUUAUUUUCUGUAACAUGGGCUAUAUUAUACACUUGACUAGAGCAGUAACAUUCUCAUUGCAGAAAAUCCCACGUCUUUUCAUCAAAUUAAGAGUUAUAUGUAUUUCUUUCUACUAAAUCAAUAGAGGAACUUUACAAACUGUUAAUAGGUUGGUUCAGUCAUUCCUCAAGAUCAUUAUUGCCUCUUAUCUCGAUGCUUCUUCGACAAUAAAAGGCUGAAGUACAUCAGUGCUAUUAUGCUUUUAAAGAGAAUACAGUGGUCUAAAGUCAUGAUUUUUUGUCAAGUUAUAUUAUUUAUGACCCUUCAUCACAAAAACGAAUAUGACUAUGAUUGCUUGGCGAUCCCUACUUUCUAUCUCAUAUUUUAUCGACUGCUUUUGCUUUAUAGAUUUAUAUCGGAUAUCAUAUAAAAAAUGGUUGUGUUUUGCCAGAAAGGAAUUAGGAAUAAAGUGGAAGAAAAGAAAGCUGAGAAGAUCGUAAAAUAGGAUGUUCUUUUUUAACUUCAGAAGCGCAUUAUUAGGCUCUCUUUGUUAUGGAAACCAUGCGAAUAACCUAUUGAAGACUACUUUGCUUUCCAUGUCUGGUCCUCAUUUAAGCUUUAGAGAAAUGGAAUAAAUU